GAGCGAUGACGUCAGCACCCACGCUGGCCCCUUGGCGUUGCCGUGCGGAGCACUCGAAAAAGUUAGCAGUUAGUCGCUCUUCGAAAAAAAAGGAAAAGCCCCUUCGCUUCCUCUGCAGUUUCUCAUAAUCAUUCGUCUAAUAGACAUUAUAAUAUUGAAUUCCCCCGUUUCGGUUCAGAGCUCAGAGUCUUCAGAAUUUGCUUUUGUUUUUUUAGGUUAUGCAAGCCAAACGUUUCUGGCUCUUGGGUAUUUAACUUUUUCCCCGUGUAAUGUUCCGGAGGGAGAGAAGCCUGUUCUUACCCUCCAAGAAUCUCUCUUUCUUUCCACAGAGAAAAGGCUUCUCCACUUCUCUGCUUUAAAAAUUUUCUUCUGGGUCUGCGAUAUUUGCCUCUGGCUCUGUUUCUGUUCCCAACCAUGUCGUCAAUUUUGAGCUCUCAAGGUGUGGUCCUGGCCACGGCCAUGGCUGUUUCGGGGACUGUAAUUCUCCUCGCUCUUCGCCGACAGAAGAUUCAAUUCCCUAUCGGCCAAAUCUCCGGGGAGCCCCAGCGAGUCCCGCGUUCUUGCAUCUCUUCCGGUGGGAAGAAGAAGAAGAAGAAGGUUCACUUUGCAGAGGACGUGGUGGAUCCAUCUGGGGACAGUGAGGAAUUCAGAAAACGGCACAUCCUGAGCACUGGUUUUUCUUCUCCAUCAUCUUCAUCUUCAUCAUCAUCAUCCUCGAAUGAGCUGAGAAAGAGCAGAAAUGCGAAAAUCCGGGGAAUGCCUGCGAAUCGGGCGGCUCUGUACAAUGGGAUUCUCAGGGACCGCGGGGUUCACCGGCUGGCCUUCGCCUAUUGACUUGUGAGGUUGAUUCUUUGUACAGACUUUGUGUCCCUCUCUUGAGUCUUGACUACCUGUAGCCUCUGCUCUGUUUCUUGUACAAAUUGGUCCUCCCCUCCCCUCCGCUCCCCUCCCCUGUUUUUCACUUUGUUUUUUCUUGCUUUUUGAACAUUUUCAUUAUGGGCUGCUAACAAAUUGCAAAUUGCAAAUUGCAAAUUGCAAAUUGCAAAUGUUAGGCGUUGGAAAGAGAGGGAAGGAGGGGGGCGCAGCGGAGGGCUGGGCCCAUAAAAGAGGGUGCAGCGGUAGGUCUCUCUCUCUUUAAAGAUUGAUUGGGCAUCCCUUUGAAGAAAGGGUUUGUUAGAAGUGGAUGAGUCUAAGCUGACUUUUGUUCAUAACGCAUAUAUAAAUAUAUCAUGCCUUUUUUAGCUUUUA
Molecule: messenger RNA, 1248 nt
Organism: Malania oleifera
Lineage: Eukaryota; Viridiplantae; Streptophyta; Magnoliopsida; Santalales; Ximeniaceae
Exons: 2
Coding region: 415-834 (139 amino acids)
Source: RefSeq, a predicted model, not a curated record